Pangasianodon hypophthalmus (striped catfish) is the source of this 2171-nucleotide messenger RNA. RefSeq names its product proteasome inhibitor subunit 1 (gene psmf1). Gene Ontology annotation, biological process: proteasome-mediated ubiquitin-dependent protein catabolic process. Bases 80 to 892 code for a protein of 270 amino acids. The transcript is spliced from 7 exons. The record is from RefSeq and is a predicted model, not a curated record. NCBI's taxonomy places the organism in Eukaryota, Metazoa, Chordata, Actinopteri, Siluriformes, Pangasiidae. Gene Ontology annotation, molecular function: proteasome binding; endopeptidase inhibitor activity.
GGACUACUGUUGGACCGGUAGCCAAAAAAAAAAAAAAAAAAACAGUUUUGUUUUCGUUUUCCCUGAAGUGUGCAAAGCCAUGGCGGGACUCGAGCUGUUAUAUACUUGUGUGUCGAGUUCUAUAACCUCUCCUCAAGAUGCGGUUGUGUGUUUUAUCCACUGGGAAAUAGUGAAGAGUGGAUAUAAAUGUUUAGGAACCGGAGAUGAGCCUCAAAAUGGAGAGAAGAAAUCAGAGUUGCUUCCUGCAUCCUGGAACACAAACAAGGAGCUGUACACACUGAGAUACAGAUCAAAUGAUGACAAGUCCAACCUGCUCCUCAAAGCCAUCACAGUUGAUUCCAGCUUGAUUUUCAACUUAAUGGAUUCAGCCACAGACAAAGUCACAGACCUGACUGUUAAUGUUAGUGAUUAUGUAAAUGAAGCAAACCUACAGUCAUUUGAAAGUGUGUACAAGAACACAGAAGAUUUGGUUAAGAGGCUGAAGACAUCACUACUACCUGCAGUGAAAGAAGAGGGAAGUGCGAGGAAAGAAAGGAGAGAGAGAUUCACAGACACACAGCCCCAGCCAGACCAUGAUCCCCUGUCCAUACCUACCAGAGGUCCCCCUGCUUCGUACCCCCCAAACUGGACAGACCCACUGAAUCCAUUUGCUGCAGGGAGAGCUGAUCUUGAUCCCUUCAGUGGGACAGCAGAAGGCAUGAUUGUGGAUCCAUUACGAGCAGGCUUCCCACGUUCUGGCUUUGACCCUUCAAGUGGCAUACCUGGAGUCCUCCCUCCAGGUGCUGUGCCCCCUGGUGCCCGCUUUGACCCUUUUGGACCAGUUGGCAGACACAGAGCUGGGCCAGACCCUGAUCACCUCCCCAGGCCAGGCUAUGAUGACAUGUUCAUGUAGAAGAUUAUAAUUCACAUCCUGGUUCUCCUGGAAGACUGCCUGUUCCCUUAAUGUACUACAUUUCUCAUCUCUCUGCUUUGCAGUGAACAAAGGACAACAACUUCAUGUCUUGCUACAUUUAGGUUUUGCUGGAUUGAUCGCUACUCAAUUCGAAAGUGGGUUAAUGCCUUCAUUUUUACAAAAUUUCGAAAUUCAGUAAAACUGAUGAAGCCCUUUGAGUGAUAUUUAUUCAGCUCACCAAUCACAACUUAAGUUUCUACCUAAAAUUAGUUCAUGUUUACAGUUUGACAUGUAUAAAUGGACGACAGACUCUCAUUAAGAGGUCUUAUGACCUCUCAUUAAAUAUGUGUAGAGAUAUUACUAAGAAAAAUAAAGCUUGGAAAGAAGAGAUCAUUGGUGCCUCUGGUGACCAUUUAUUAUAUUGAUAGUGCACUAUGUAAUUCAUUAGUUAGCUUUAGAAGCUCUCUCUCUCUCUCUCUCAUAUAUAUAUAUAUAUCUACCAUUCCUCAUUGGAACUAUAAAAGUAACAUAGGCUGCAUUAAGGAAUUGCAGUGUCUGCUGGAAAUGUCUGUUUUGAUCUGGUGUUAUCUGAAUCCAAACAUCCCAGUUUUCUGUGUCCCACACCAUAAUAGUAGGUUGUUAAGAUGUUAAAUAGUAAGUUCUUACAGCAAUAAUUCCUGCUCAAGAUAUAUACACUCACCUUCCACUUUAAUAGGACUACCUGUACACCUGUUCAUUUAUGUAGGUAUGUGAUCAGCCAGCAGCGCAAUGCAUAAAAUCAUGCAAAUACAGGUCAAAAGCUUCAGUUAAUGUUCAUAACAAACAUCAGAAUGGGGGAAAAGUGUGAUCUCUGUGACUUUAACUGUGGCAUGGUUGUUGGUGUCAGAUGGGCUGGUUUGCGUAUUUCAGAAACUGCUGAUCUCCUUUCACACCCAACAGUCUCUGGAGUUUACACAGAAUGGUGCGAAAAACAAAAAACAUCCUGUGUGCGGAGUGAUGCCAUGAUUAAAGUUGCAGAGAUCACACUUUUUCUUCGUUCUGAUGUUUGAUUUGAACAUUAACUGAAGCGCUUUACCUGUAUCUCUAUUGAUUUUAUGCAUUGUGCUGCUGCCACAUGAUUGGCUGAAUGGAUAACUGAAUGAAUGAGCAGGUAUGAAGGUGUUCCUGUUAAAGUGACCAGUUAGUGUAUAUUGUAAAGGUAUUAGAUGUUCUGGGCUCAGAAUUAAUCGUGUGCUUCACUAUUGCUUCUAUUGAAAAAAUAAAGGACUGUUUUCCUGUC